Molecule: messenger RNA, 912 nt
Organism: Sphenostylis stenocarpa
Lineage: Eukaryota; Viridiplantae; Streptophyta; Magnoliopsida; Fabales; Fabaceae
Source: the annotation of a GenBank genome assembly
AUGAAAGGCAUAGACAUCUUCUGUGCAUCACAGGCCUCAACAGCCAUAUGUCUUAGCAUGGAUCAGCCAUCUUCCUCCUCUUCUUCAAUUUCCAACACUACUCAAUUUGGUGGCAGAGCCAUUGACCGCCACAACCCCAUCAUCACAGAUCCAAGAAGAACCCCCUCCAGAGACUUCAUUGUCCCCAGUUCUCCUUCUAAGUCCCACAUCGAUCCCAAACCUUUGCAUGAUCUCCCAAAGGCCAAGAAAAACUCCAGUUCCAAGCCCAGUGGCCAGAAAAAGAAAAAUGCAGCAAAGGGUCUUGAUCAGAAGAAGAAAAGUAGUGCAGGAAAGUUAACUGAACACUUCACCAACAAUUACUCUUCAAAACCAAUAGAUAGUAUUCUGAGGAGGAGUUGGGUUAGGCCACCUACUGAUUUAAUCACUCCUCCUGGUUCUUCAAGAUAUUUGCUCGGUGACACUCCUUCCUUUGAUGCUGGAUCAUCGGUUUAUGAUCCUGUUUUGGCUUUAACUAACGUUGAUAAGGAGAAAGGUCAAGUUCUUCAUCAUGAUGAAACCAGCCAUUCAUCUAAACCCUCUAGCUCCUCUCUUCCAAAAUCGGGUUCCUCAGACCAGGUUGUAGUUUUGAGGGUUUCUCUGCACUGCAAAGGUUGUGAAGGGAAGGUGAGGAAACAUCUCUCCAGAAUGCGAGGAGUUACAUCCUUCAACAUAGACUUUGCGGCAAAGAAGGUUACAGUGGUUGGUGAUGUGACUCCUUUGAGUGUAUUGGCAAGCAUAUCAAAGGUGAAGAAUGCACAAUUCUGGCCAGAGCCUGCUUCAGUGGCUGAAUCCGAGAAGUACGCAGAAGAUGGAUAUGACAAAAAGAAACACGCGCUUAUGAUAGAAAAACAAGGAAAAUGUUACACGGCGUAG